Molecule: messenger RNA, 1290 nt
Organism: Psilocybe cubensis
Lineage: Eukaryota; Fungi; Basidiomycota; Agaricomycetes; Agaricales; Agrocybaceae
Exons: 4
Coding region: 1-1290 (429 amino acids)
Biological process (GO): regulation of DNA-templated transcription
Molecular function (GO): zinc ion binding; DNA-binding transcription factor activity, RNA polymerase II-specific
Source: RefSeq, a predicted model, not a curated record
AUGGCCCUGCAAUCUCAAACUCCAGACCUUGUCGAAGACAUCAGCGAUGAUGGCCAAUUGACUAUACGUAUCCCAAACCCUAAAGUAUAUAUGGCACGCCAAUCAAAAUGGGUAGGUCGCAGAGGCAAACCUCGAUGCGACAACUGUCGGAUAGGAAAUUUGAAGUGCGACCGUGUUUUGCCAAUGUGUAAUCAUUGUACUUGGGCAGAUCAACCUGAAUGCUUUUACACACCCAUGCCAACUCCCGCUCAUCGUGGUAUUCCUCGAUGUGAUCGCUGCCGUGCUAACAACAUGAAAUGUGAUCGGAACUUGCCUGUGUGCAAUAACUGUGAAAGGGAGGCUGGAGGAACCGCAUGUAACUACACGCCCAAGAAAAGGCACAAACAGCCCGCUACCGAAGAGGAUCCCGUAAAGGCUUCUCUGAGAAUGGGCCAAAGUAUUAUGUCACAAAAAAACGAACAUCCUUUGCCUGUCAAUACCGAUCCGACGCAUACGCCACUUGAGACCGAUCAUCUCAGCAGCCACACAUUUUAUGGGCGAAAUAUUGGCAUUGACAUUCCUGGGGGCAUAGUCGUAUCGCCUACUCACUCCGAGUCUGAAUAUCUAUCUGAUGCAGAUUCUGGCCAAGCUGGACGGUUUACCGCAGAUUACUCCAGGGACAAUAGUUCGACAAACUUUUCUGCUUAUUCAUCAGAAGUCGUCCAAAGACCGCCUAUUCUUGCUCCGACUCCAUUGGAAUUCAUUCCUCAUUCCUUCCCUCUAUCUCAAGACCUCAAAAAUACUUCCACCAUUGAUCCUUGGCUACAUCAUUCUUUUAUCUCUCUCCCCGCAUAUGUCUGCAAACGACUUCGCCGACUAAGAACAGUAGAUUUCCCGAACCGUCGGGACUUUGACACGUCCUUGCUUGAUUUUCAAAAUGGCAUGAUGGAUGAAUUGAGAGAGAUUAUUUGUUUCCCUUCAGACGCCUACACCAAACUGGCAUCUUGUCUUGCAAGUGGUGACCUUUCAACACUUUCGGACCGUGUGCGAUCUUGGGCCUCAACACAAAGGCUCUCCUCUGUCACUGAAAAAUAUUAUCUCAUCUUGACUCCUCGCGACUCCGACUACACUGAUGAUUGUGGUCCGUCGGAAAAUGAUAAGCGACAAUUUGUCACUGAUCUCCUAAGCACCAAGUCGGACUUGGAAUAUGUUCAGGCCUUCAUCACUUGGACAAUGGCGGAAAUAUAUGUCAGAAUGUGCCCUACAUGCAAGCUCCGUGAAGAGGAGCUUUCAUCGUCGUUAGACUCAUAA